Molecule: messenger RNA, 771 nt
Organism: Arxiozyma heterogenica
Lineage: Eukaryota; Fungi; Ascomycota; Saccharomycetes; Saccharomycetales; Saccharomycetaceae
Gene: RPL8A
Product: 60S ribosomal protein eL8 RPL8A
Exons: 1
Coding region: 1-771 (256 amino acids)
Biological process (GO): ribosome biogenesis; maturation of LSU-rRNA
Cellular component (GO): cytosolic large ribosomal subunit
Molecular function (GO): RNA binding
Source: RefSeq, a predicted model, not a curated record
AUGGCUCCAGGUAAGAAAGUUGCUCCAGCUCCAUUCGGUGCUAAGACCACCAAGGCUGCUAAGGCUAAGAACCCAUUAACCAAUGCUACUCCAAAGAACUUUGGUAUUGGUCAAAGCAUCCAACCAACCAGAAACUUAUCCAGAUACGUUAAGUGGCCAGAAUAUGUCAGAUUACAAAGACAAAAGAAGAUCUUAUCUAUGAGAUUAAAGGUUCCACCAGCUAUUGCUCAAUUCCAAUACACUUUAGACAGAAACUCUGCUGCUGAAGCUUUCAAGUUAUUCAACAAAUACAGACCAGAAACUGCUGCUGAAAAGAAGGAAAGAUUAACCAAGGAAGCUGCUGCUAUUGCUGAAGGUAAGACCAGACAAGAAGCUUCUCCAAAGCCAUUUGUUGUCAAGUACGGUUUAAACCAUGUUGUUUCAUUAGUUGAAAACAAGAAGGCUAAGUUAGUUUUAAUUGCUAACGAUGUCGACCCAAUUGAAUUGGUUGUUUUCUUACCAGCUUUAUGUAAGAAGAUGGGUGUUCCAUACGCCAUUGUCAAGGGUAAGGCUAGAUUAGGUACUUUAGUCAACCAAAAGACCUCUGCUGUUGCUGCUUUAACUGAAGUCAGACCAGAAGACGAAGCUGAAUUGGCCAAGUUGAUCUCCACUGUUAACGCCAACUUUGCUGACAAAUACGAUGAAGUCAAGAAGCACUGGGGUGGUGGUAUCAUGGGUAACAAGGCUCAAGCUAAGAUGGCCAAGAGAGCUAAGGCUGCUGGUGCUGCUUGA